AAGGAAGUGACGUAAAUUUGUAGUCCACUUCAUUCAGGAUGACAACACAUCUCUCUGAGCAAGAACAGAGCUGCACAGGGGGAAAUUAAACCAGUAUUUAGUUCUGUAAUCAGACUGACAGUAAACUAAAGUGUUUAUUAAAAAAGGAUCGGUUUCUAAUCUUAUUUGCGUGGGUUCAGUUUUAUUUUUCGCUUCUUCCGGUCGCUUUUUCAUCAUUCAUUGACUGAACUGCAGCACUAGUGACAGUUAGCUGGAUCUGAGCUCUUCAUCAGUGAAAUAUGCACGGUCGGGUGAAGGUUAAGACCACCGCUCAGCAGGAGGAGGAGAAGAGAAAAGAGAGAGAAAAGAAAUUAAAAGUGUAUGUGACUGUCCGUGAUGCCAUUUUUAAAAAGAGAAGUGAUGGUGAGCUCGAUGAGGAGGCUCUCCAGCUCACUCAGCAGCUUCUGUCUUCUAACCCAGACUUUGCUACCCUGUGGAACUACAGGAGAGAGAUUCUGCUGCACCUAGAGACCAUCAAAGAGAAGGAAGAAAUGCAGAAGCUGUACGAGGCCGAACUGUUCUUCAUCGAGUCCUGCCUGAAGGUGAACCCCAAAUCGUAUGGAAGCUGGCAUCACCGCGGCUGGGUAUCCUAUCGGUUGCCAAAGCCAGACUGGAAGCGGGAGCUCAGUCUGUGUGAUCGCUGCCUCAGCCUGGACGACCGUAACUUUCACUGCUGGGAUUACCGGCGUUUGGUUGUGAAGGAGUCCGGAGUGUCGGUGGAACAGGAGCUGCAGUUCACUGAUCGCCUAAUUGGCUCCAACUUUUCUAACUACUCCAGCUGGCACUACCGAAGCACCCUGCUGCCCCUGCUGCACCCGCAAUCCAGCUCAGAAUCAGCACAGCCCUGCCAAAACAACACCUCACCACAGUCACACCGGGUGUGUGAAGAGCAGCUGCUCAAAGAGUAUGAGCUGGUGCAGAACGCCUUCUUUACUGACCCAAAUGAUCAGAGUGCCUGGUUCUACUACCGCUGGCUUCUGGGAAGAGCUGAGCGGGAGGAUCUGAUAAGCUGCGUUUAUGUGAAUAGAGAGGGGGGCAGGGUAGCUGUGGCCUUCUCCAAACCUGUAAAUGCUCUCACGAUGGAGUUGAUGGUGGUGUCAAAUGGUCAGCCUCAGCGGGGCGAGUGGAAGAGUGUUCACCCUCAGCUCCGCUACAGCCCUGUCUGGGUGUUCCAAAUUCCUCCCGACAUGUUUAUUGACAUUAAUAACGAACACAACCUGACGGUGACCUGGAUGGAGAAACACAUUCACAAAGACUGUUCGCUCUAUAGAGGUCAGUCGGAGAGUUGGUGCAGGGACUCUGCUACAGAUCAGGGGCUUUUUAGGAGUGAGCUGUCUGUAGAAAAGACGUCGGUUCUGGAAUCAGAACUACAGUCCUGUAAUCAGCUGCUGGAACUGGAACCUCAGAAUAAAUGGUGCUUGUUGACUAUAAUCCUGCUGAUGAGAGCUCUGGAUCCUUUGGGUUAUGAGAAGGAGACACUUGCUCAUUUCCAGACUCUGAUGGAAGUGGACCCGAUGCGAAGCUCGUAUUACAGUGAUCUGUGCAGUAAGUUUAUGAUUGAGAACACCAUUAUGAAGAUGGAAUAUGCUGAAGUGCGCGUCUUCAGUCUUUCUGAUAAGAACCUGAGUACCCUGUGCCACCUGGAUCAGCUGCUAUUGGUCACUCAUAUUAAUCUGUCCUCCAAUAAGCUUGUCAGGCUGCCACCGCAGUUCGCCAUGCUACACUGUCUGGAGGUUCUGGAGGUUGAUGAUAAUGCCAUUGAGAAUGUGGAAGGACUCUACCAACUGCCCCAGCUUGAGGAAGUGUCUUUAAAAAACAACCACAUCUCGAAAGUCUCCGACCUGACGCCACUGGCAUCCUGUCCAAAACUCACCAGGUUGGAUCUGCGUGGCAACCCGGUCACCAAGAUAUCCAACUUUGAAGCAGAACUGGCUGAGCUGCUACCAUCAGUUACUGACCUUUUGCUUUGAUGGGUCUGGUUGAGCUUUGACGGCUGCAGUGACUGAACACGUGUUGCACUGCUUGGAGGAGACUUCCAAACGCCAGACUGUGUGCACAUGUGCCUGAUUGUUCUUGUGUUUGCAUGCUGGUGCGAAUCGUGUGUGUGUGUGUUAAAUGAGUUUUGAGGUCUUCACACCUACUGUAAUUGUAGCUCAACCUAGUAGUUGUGUCUACUAACAAUUAUAACAUGAGCCAGACAAAAGAACAGUGUGUUCUCCGUACAAUAAAGAACAGAUUUAAUAGAAA
Trichomycterus rosablanca is the source of this 2286-nucleotide messenger RNA. It is a transcript of the gene rabggta, whose product is annotated as Rab geranylgeranyltransferase subunit alpha. The record is from RefSeq and is a predicted model, not a curated record. The transcript is spliced from 17 exons. Bases 279 to 2009 code for a protein of 576 amino acids. Gene Ontology annotation, cellular component: Rab-protein geranylgeranyltransferase complex; cytoplasm. Gene Ontology annotation, biological process: protein geranylgeranylation. Lineage: Eukaryota; Metazoa; Chordata; Actinopteri; Siluriformes; Trichomycteridae. Gene Ontology annotation, molecular function: protein binding; Rab geranylgeranyltransferase activity; zinc ion binding.